Messenger RNA from Trichoderma atroviride IMI 206040, 1431 nucleotides. The record is from RefSeq and is a predicted model, not a curated record. NCBI's taxonomy places the organism in Eukaryota, Fungi, Ascomycota, Sordariomycetes, Hypocreales, Hypocreaceae.
AUGCAACUAACGGGGAAAUACAAAUCGAUUUCGAAUAGCCUCUCGCAAACGGUGCAUUUCAUCAAAGAAUCGUCCGAGGCAAAGAUCAUCCAAGAAGAGAAGAAGAGAGAAGAGAUUUUCGGUCGCCUUACUCAUCUGCCGAUAGAAGCUGAGAGCGAUGAAUCUUCCAUUGCCAAACUUUCAAUCCAAGAGUCAGAUACGCCACAGGGUUACUACUAUGUUCCCUUUAGGCACAAUCAAAAUUUCUUUGGCCGAGAAGAGCUACUGCUUGAAAUCGAGCAAAAACUGGAAUCCCGCGACGAUGCUCUCCGCUCACUCUCAAUCUGGGGAACAGGAGGGGUAGGUAAAACACAGAUUGCGCUGGAGUUUGCAUACCGACAACAUCGUAAAGGGGUGAAAUAUAUUCUCUGGAUUCCCAGUGAACAUCAUUCUGAGUCUGCCAAAGCUUUCACUCAGGUUGCCGGUUUAUUGAAACUGAGUGGGGCUACUACGUCCAAGGGCCAUGAACAGAACAAAUUGCUAGUACUUCAUUUUUUGCAGCAUACAAGUAAGUGCCUUAAACUGUUGGAAGGCUCCCUGCCAUCAUGUGGCUCGGGCUCUAUCCUCAUAACUUGCCGAAGCGAAAUUCUCGCAUCCUCAGUUGCAGAUGAACAGAUUGAAAUACCUGUGCUGACGGAUCGUGAAGGUAGCACACUGAUGUUGAAACAAUUGGGGAUAGCUAACCCAUCUGCUAAAGAACGUGAGCUUACAGAAGAAUUCUCUAGCGAGUUGGGUGGGCUCUCUCUUGCAAUCGAUUUGAUGUCGAGGCACAUGCGGACUCGCAAAAAGGGUGUUGCGCAAUUUCUCCCAUACUACCGGGAGAAAAGGGCGCUAUUACAUCGAAACCCUCAGAGAGGCAUCACAAAUAUUUAUUACAACGGAGAUUUAGAAUCGUCAUGGACAAUCGCGUUUGGCCAAUUGGAUGAGCAAUCUAUAAAGGUCUUUAGAGUUUUAUGUAUGCUUGCACCGGAUCGCAUUCCAUUAACAGUGCUUUCACAUGAAGCUGUUACGAGUUCAAAUCCAGAGCACAAGGAAGGCGAAAAGCUAGACGAAGAAGAUCUCGAGAACAUUAUAGUGAAUCUAGUCGAUUUAGCUCUUGUACGAACUAAUGACACUUCAACGAUGCUUUCCGUUCAUCGUCUAACUCAGCUUGCGUUUCGAGAACACCAAAAGAGCUGCCAAGUUGAAACAUUCAUCAGAGUCUGUAAAAUACUUCGCGAUCUGUUUCCACGGCAGGAUAAAGGCUUCGCGUUAUUCAACCACUGGAUAGACUGCGAAAAGUUAGCUGAGCACGUCCAGAUGCUCUGUGAAAGAUACCAGUCAAUGUGUCAAGCAAGUCAGUCGCUUUAUCUAGAAGACUUUUCAUACUUGCUCUCAGACUGUGGAAGGUAA